ACACAAACACACUCACACAGACACACACACUCGCACACAGCACUGACCUGAACAUCUGGUUCACCACACAAUUUGCCCUGCAGCUGAAGCUGGACAUUCACCUUUAGGACACUGAAUGAUUUAUUCUAGUCUUUACUGCUUUUAUGCAGAAGAACGGCCAGCAUCUGACAAAUCCGAGGUAGAUCUAGUGAGUGUUGUACCUCCUCCCUGUGCACAGUACAUAAGCAAUACAGAUAGAUGUUUGCUGUAUUGCCAUUGAUGAAAACUAUACUGUGUUCAUUAUUGAUAUUGUUUUAUUGCCCAGCCCUAAUGGAGGCUGUUAUUUAACAAUAAACUUCAAAAACAGAAAAUGCACUCUAUUCUACUCCCUCACUAUGCUGAUGAAGGGGAAGUGAAGUGUUUGAUUCCGAAAAACACUCAGGGGUAAGCAGCGUGUCAGCCAAAUCCAUUACAAUUAAAGUAACUGGGGAUCAAUUCUUCAAACUUAAAGAAAAACAACAGAAAGAGUAACAUAUAAUGUCUCCAUACUGCUCCUGUGGUGUCAUCCAAGUGUCUUUGAGCACAGACAUUCAAAUUCUACUCAGAACAGAGUCAUUUACUUCAUGUUUUUAGCCUAACUCGCCUGUUAUCCUCCCCUUGAACAGCGUUUGUGCGUGGAUCACAUAUAAGACCCUGUUUUUCUUGUCACAGAUGGAGCAGGAAUUGCUCAAACACAGAUGCACAUCCAGUGUUGAGCAUUCAAGGAAACAAUAAGCUCUUGCAGUCAUAAUGUUGGAGUUCCACAGUCCCUCUCAGUAUCACUCCUUCAACAGGAAGUCGACGCUCCCUCCUGGGAAGAACAAGGAGGCUUUCUUGUCAACCCUCUGGUCAAAGGUGUCACCCACUGUGCACCAGUGUCACCGGUUCAAGGCAGAGCUCAGAGGCAGAUGAACUUCAUAUGCAAUCAAUUUCCCAUUUUCUUUUUUGCCACUGAGGGGUAACUAGUUCUGCAGCAACAAAAGAAAACCAACACGCUCAUUAGAAAUACACAAAAUAAAUCCUUGGAGGCCUUUAACGGAAUGGCUAGGAGGAUGGAGGACAGUAUUACUGUAUAUAAACAUAUUAACCUGGGUUUUGGGGAAACUGCAGACGGGGUUACCCUUGUUAGAAUUGCCCUUGGGCAGGAAGUCAUGAUCGCAUCACUCUGGACGGAUGUUAAUCUCUCAGGUCUGAACGGGGUCAGGGUUUCCUCCCCUGUCAGGAGAUGAAUGUGACCCGGGCUUUGAGUUUCCUGACGACCUGCUGCUCAGAGGUGUCAGUUUGCUGCUCUCUGCCUCAGCUGUAGUCCGGUGACAGACUGUUAUUUCUGGUCGCUGUUUGAUUCGAAGCCUAGACGUGUUGUUGGUUUGUUCCUGAUCGGAGAACACGGUGGCCCUUUCAAGGUCUUUCAGUCUGCUAAUACUUGUUUGGUUUGGUUUCUUGCCAAGUAGAUAGUUUUGUUUGACUUUUCCAGUUUUUCCCGAUAACCCCGAGAUUUUUGCCUCCAUCCUAUAGAGAUGGGACUAACAUUUUCUGUGCGGUAUUUAAAAAAUAAAUUUAGAGGGUUAGGCUAAAUUUUUCUAGCUAAUUUCCGUGUUUUUAGCAACACAAAUAAACAGUUCAUUGCUUGUAUUGUGUUGGAGCCACUCUGUAGACGAAUAUCUCAAAAACGAUCUGCAUGGCUGCACAACAUUGAUAUUUGUGUUGUGUUUGUUAAUUUUAUCUGAAGAGAUUCAGUUUAUAAUCAUAGGUGAUGACAUAAAGAUCAAAUUCUCACAUUUGAGAAGCUGGGACGAGGAAAUUUAUAUUUGCUUGGAAAUGACUUAAACCAUUCAUUCAUUAUCAAAGUAGUUGCAUAUUAUUGCUUUUCAUAUUUUCUUUGAACGGACUAAUCAAUGCAGAUCUGUGUCCUCGACAAAUUUCUGCUUUUCCUUAUCGACCAAAUGUGUAAUUGAGAGUGAAAGCAACACAUUUAUCAAAUGAAGGAAAUUGAAAAUAAGUUUUAGUUGCGUUCCCAAAGUGAGAAAUGUUUUUUGUGAUCUGGGUAAAUCCUUUAAAUGUGCUGAGGGAAAAAAGCAGCAAGGCUCAACUAAAACCACUGGCCUAAUUCUCCAAGUAGCUUAAUCUGUGCAUGGAAAUGCAUUAGAUUUACAUGCAAAGCCAUUGGAUACCGCUGGACUUAGCAUGGAUUAAAACAGCAUCUUAGUUUCCCUGCCAGGUCGGGAUGUCCUCAUUUCCAGCUGACUUUCCUCUUACGCUUUGGUGGUCAGGCUGAAUUUCAUUCCCAGGCUUCUCCAGCACAGUAAGCACAGGGUUUCCCACGUGGCAUCCAGAUGUGAGGCUCACUACACAUCCAGUCUGAGAAAGAAAGAAACGAACGUACCUCUGAGAAAGGGAGGCUUGUUCAAAAUGUAAAGCUGCUGUUCGUUGAUUGAGUCGUGGUUUGUAUGAUUUUAGAGCUGUAAGUUAUCUUUAGUAAUGAAACCUUCAUCAUUAGUUAGUUGUUGUGCUGAUUCAGUUCUUUUGGCAAGCUUGUAAAUUUUUUGUGCUUAUAAGAGGAAUUGUAGUCUAAGCUGUGCACAUGCACAAGAGAAAUGGGGAAGUUGCAGGAUGGUUGCGUCAGUAGUAAUCUGAUCGUAAACAAAUCGCUCUGCUCCGCGGCGUGGCAGAAACUGUCAGUGACAAUGAAAACACGAGGAAGUUGUAAUUAGUGGCUUCAGAUACACAGCCUUGGAGAGUGUCUGCAUUUCAUGCCGCAGUGAAGUUUGAUAUGGCUGAAGAGUCUGCGACUCCCCAGAGGAAAGAUGCCGACCAGCUCCUCCGAGGACAGAAACUGGAUUCAUUUCAGAUCCCAUUAAAGGCUGAUGGAUAAGAGACAUGCUUGGCUGUGGAGUGCAGCAGGCCCGGAUCCCACUCUCCAACACCAAGACUGCAGACCGACAGGGGAGUGAGGGGGCCCGGCCUCCGUCAAGCUACGUCCAACUGACCUUUACUGCCAUUGACGACGUAAGCACGUGCCCGUGAAUAUUAUUUUAUGUCUUCCUGACUCCCAAACACACCCGGAUACCAUGAGGAACACCAGGUCAAACCUGCUGCUCGGCUUCGUGCUCCUCUGCUCCGCCUCGCUGCUCUACCUGGGCAUGAGUGGGAUAGAGUGCCCUCAAAAAAGCCACCGCUACCGAUGGAUGGAGCUCAACCUGGCCUCAGCCAAUCAGAGUCAAGCCCUCACCGAGCAAUUCCCCGAGGACACGCCGCUGAUCUUCAUCGGAGGUUUUCCCAGGAGCGGCACCACACUGAUGCGCGUCAUGCUGGACGCCCACCACGCUGUACGGUGCGGGGAAGAGACCCGAGUGAUCCCUCGCCUCCUGGCCAUGCGGGCCACCUGGAGCCGCUCGGUCAAGGAGAAGAUGCGACUGGACGAGGCGGGCGUCACUGACCAGGUGCUGGAUUCAGCCGUGCGAGCGUUCCUGUUAGAGGUGAUAGUCGGCCAUGGAGAGCCUGCACCUCGCCUCUGUAACAAGGACCCGUUUGCCCUGAAGAGUCUCUCAUACCUGGCGCGCAUCUUCCCUAAAGCAAAGUUUGUGCUCAUGCUACGGGACGGACGCGCCACCGUCCACUCCAUGAUAUCACGCAAGGUGACCAUCUCUGGCUUUGAUCUGACGAGCUACAGGGACUGUUUGACCAAGUGGAGCAGUGCAGUGGAGACCAUGUUCAAUCAGUGCCAUGCAGCCGGGAAGGGCAGAUGUCUCCCUGUUAGCUACGAGCAGCUGGUCAUCCAACCACAGGAGGAAAUGAGGAAGUUGCUUCAUUUCCUAGACCUGCAAUGGGACCCAUCAGUGCUGCACCACGAAGAGCUGAUUGGCAAGGCCGGUGGUGUGUCUCUGUCCAAGGUUGAGCGUUCCACGGACCAGGUGAUGAAGCCCGUGAACACAGAAGCGCUCUCCAAGUGGGUGGGACACAUUCCUUCUGACGUGUUGAUUGACAUGGCAGAAAUCGCCCCCAUGCUGGCUCGCCUCGGCUACGACCCUCACGCCAACCCCCCCAACUACACUCGAGCAGAGCCCAUGGCCUCUCCAUUAAACUACUUACAGAGUUUUAAAACAGCAGAAUCUCCACACCCAAGUUAAACAACAGAGGAGAAAGCUGUUCGCUUGGCUUCGCUGUUCCACGACAUGGAUGCACCUUAAACACAGACCAGCUAAGCAGCAAUUACACCUCAUGAACAUUUCUAUAUUGUCUCAUAUGUAUUUUUGAAUUGUUUGUAAGACUUGAAUGCAGUGGUGCUGUCUGUUCACAGUCUGUUUGAAAUACAGAUUCAUGGGGUGGUUCGGAGUUUUAUAUCUCAUGUGCUGUAUGUGGUUUACCUGAGACUCACGGCAGCUCAGACAUUAUCACACUAUCACACCUCGUACCUGAAAGUAUUUCAACGUGUCUGUCGGUCGUUAUGGCUUCACCACUAAUGUGAAUGUGUCUUUACACAAAUCUCCUUCUCACUGAGAUUUCAGUCAGUGUCCAUGAAGCAUAAUGACUGUAUAUUUUUCAAGAUGUAUGUUUAUUUUCUUAAUAAAUUAUUUUGCCGUCGACCAAUCAUUCAGGAAAUUGAAAGUUGUUUAUUCCAAAAUGAGAAUUUGUAAUUGUUGUGUAUCGUACAACACGAAAUAAAAACAUGCCUAAAUGUCACCUUAUAA
Messenger RNA from Pleuronectes platessa (European plaice), 4706 nucleotides. RefSeq names its product tyrosylprotein sulfotransferase 1, like (gene tpst1l). The transcript has 6 exons. Gene Ontology annotation, cellular component: Golgi apparatus. The record is from RefSeq and is a predicted model, not a curated record. Gene Ontology annotation, molecular function: protein-tyrosine sulfotransferase activity. Gene Ontology annotation, biological process: peptidyl-tyrosine sulfation. Lineage: Eukaryota; Metazoa; Chordata; Actinopteri; Pleuronectiformes; Pleuronectidae. Bases 3087 to 4145 code for a protein of 352 amino acids.